UCUUCCUUUCCAUCCGCUCUCUCUCUCUUUCUCUCGCAAAUCCCGAAGAGGAGAGAGAGUUAGCGGAGAAGAGGGCGUUAAAUUCCCCCCCUCCAGGCGCAUAAUUUGAUCAGGGUUUUUGGGCUCCGAUUGAUUCCUCUCCUCACCUUCGGAUCGGAAGUCCGGCGGCUUCUCAGGGGCCGGGAUUUCGGCGAGGAGGUGGCAGAGAGAAUCUGUUUCCAAAAAAGGUCUUAUCGAGUCUUUCGCGAUAAUUUCGUCGGUUCUUGCCUUCGAUUGAAACCUUAGAAGCGGAAAUUUGUGGAUCGAUUCCUAAUUUUUUUUUUUUAUACUAUUUCGCCUUUUUAAGGCUAAAGAUCUCUCUUUUGGUCGUACUUGUCUUUGCGUUUUACUUGAAUGCUGAGUGAGCCAUACACAUCAGAGGGGCAAUGGAUGCAGCUGGCGAUAUUGAACAAGGCAUGCUCAAACCUAAGACUUCUCGAGAAAUGGGCAGUCGAAGAGCAUUGAGGGACAUAAAGAACCUGUUGGGGACGCAGCGCGACCCUUCUGCGGUGACAAAGAGCAAAAGUAAUUUAGAUGGAAAAAAUCCUGCACUUGUCGCCCGACGACCGAUUACAAGGAGAUUUGCUGCCUCAUUGGCAAACAAAUCGCAAGCUCAGAAGCAGGAGUCCAAGGAAAAUUAUCAGCAAAUUGGGAAUGAUAGGAAACAUACACCAAACGUACAGCCUGAUGUGAGUUUGAGUUCCGCAGAUAUUCGUACAGCUAUAGAUGUCGAUUUGCAGAAAUCAGCCAUUGGCUUGCCAUUGCCUAUGGCAGAGGAAAUGGAUAGGUCUGAUCACAAAGAGAUUGAAAUGGAAGACAUCAUCGUGAAUUUGAUGCCUGAUAUCGAUAGCUGUGAUCGGGAUGAUCCACUAGCAGUCGUUGAUUACGUAGAUGACAUAUACAGAUUCUACAGGAAUACAGAGGAUGCAAGUUGUGUGAAACCUGACUACAUGUCCAAGCAGUUUGAUAUCAAUGAAAAAAUGAGGGCUAUUCUCAUAGACUGGUUGAUAGAGGUGCAUUAUAAAUUUGAGUUAAUGGAAGAGACACUCUUUUUGACUAUAAACAUUAUCGAUAGAUUCUUAGAAUGCCAGGCAUUAGCAAGGAAAAAACUUCAGCUGGUUGGAGUUACAGCAUUGUUUUUGGCUUGCAAGUAUGAGGAAGUAUCUGUUCCUGUUGUCGAGGACUUGAUCUUAAUUUCAGACAAAGCUUAUACAAGGACUGAAGUGAUUGAAAUGGAAAAGUUGAUACUUGGAACCUUGCGCUUCAAUAUGUCCUUUCCAACUCCUUGUGUCUUCAUGAAAAGGUUUCUCAAGGCAGCUCAAUCUGAUCGAAAGUUGGAGCUUCUUGCUUACUUCAUCAUAGAGCUUUCCUUGGUUGAGUACAAGAUGCUCAAAUUCCGCCCUUCAUUGCUGGCUGCUGCAGCAAUAUACACUGCACACUGUGCUCUCAGGAGGCACAAGGAAUGGACAAAAACUUGCGAAUUAUACACUGCCUAUUCAGAGAACCAGCUACUCGAAUGCUCUAUGCUGAUGGUGGAUUUCCACCUCAAAGCUGGAACUGGAAAGCUCACUGGAGUACAUAGAAAAUACAGUACUUUGAAGUAUGGAUGUGCAGCAAAAACAGAAGCUGCUAUUUUUCUACUGGAAAACUAAUCCUUCUUGCUGAUGAGGAACGGUGGCAAUCACUAAUAUUGAUUUUUAACAUGGCAAGGACCAAACCACGAAGUUGUGGGAUUGAUUGAAGUAACAACAGUUGCAGGAACAUGAGAAAAACAUCAUGUUUGCAUGCAAAAAAAAAUUAUGUAUUAGGUUAGAGUCAACUCAGCUAUAAAGUUGUUGUAACCGCUGGUUCACAUUUCAACUUUGAUGUAAUUGUACAAGAAUUUUCUUUUCCAGGUGGUUAAGAUUAACUUUUUUUACUGGCUAUUUAGCCUUUGAAUUCUUCUCGAGUUGUCACUUGUA
Molecule: messenger RNA, 2000 nt
Organism: Zingiber officinale
Lineage: Eukaryota; Viridiplantae; Streptophyta; Magnoliopsida; Zingiberales; Zingiberaceae
Product: G2/mitotic-specific cyclin-2-like
Exons: 11
Coding region: 426-1691 (421 amino acids)
Biological process (GO): mitotic cell cycle phase transition; regulation of cyclin-dependent protein serine/threonine kinase activity
Cellular component (GO): nucleus; cyclin-dependent protein kinase holoenzyme complex; centrosome
Molecular function (GO): cyclin-dependent protein serine/threonine kinase regulator activity
Source: RefSeq, a predicted model, not a curated record